Molecule: messenger RNA, 1544 nt
Organism: Poecilia reticulata (guppy)
Lineage: Eukaryota; Metazoa; Chordata; Actinopteri; Cyprinodontiformes; Poeciliidae
Source: RefSeq, a predicted model, not a curated record
AUUAGCAGAGCAGAUUCUCUGAGCUGAACAGAACCAGCAUCAAGUUCUGAGGAGUUCUACUGGUUCUACUGGACCCUGAAGCCCGGCAGGAUGAUGCUGAGCGACGACUGGACCGUGAUGAACAACAGCAGCUCAGAGCUGGACGGCAGGAGGCCCCGCAGGUCAAAGAGGUGCUGCACCUUCCUCUUAUGGUUGGUCGCCGUGCUGUUUGCCAUGGCGGCCAUCGUCACGGCAACAGUGACAGUCCUCCAUCUCCACCAGCUGCCUCUGCCCAUCUUCAGCAGGGGCGGGGCCUCCACGCCAGCCAUCUCUGCCGGUUCUUUAGAGUCGGGCGCCCUGGUGACCAUCUCCCGCGUGGCGGACGGCGAGCCGGUCAGCGUCUUCCUGGACCCUUCCUGUCCUGACCUGAGCCAGGACUUCCUGCGGCUGGAGGCGCUGCACAGCUCGCUGCUGCACGCGCUGACCAAUCACAACGCGGACGACCACAGGAACGGGGGGGCCGUCCAGAAACUGGGGGACGACCUGAAGGCGCUCUCAGGCCACGCCCACAACCUGAGGUUGGAGGCCGAUUCGCUGAAGAGGGGCCAAGGUGCUCUGGACCAGCGCAUGGACCGCCUGCAGAGCGAGCAGAGCCGCAUCAUCCAGGUGCUGUCUGACAGCCACUCCGGGAUCCUGAAGCUCGCUGAGAGCUGCAGCGAUUCUCUGCUCGGCCUGAAGAGGGAGACGGAGAGCCUGGGGAGGCUGAAGAGCGAGCUAAGCCGCAACAUCGCCCAGACAGCCGUCCAGCCCAGAGACUGCAGCGACGUCCUAGCGUCCGGCGUCUCCGUGGACGGAGUCUAUUCUGUGUUCCCAACCCAUGACCCUGAGGGUUUCAUGGUCUACUGCGACAUGAGCACCGACGGCGGAGGCUGGACGGUGAUCCAGAGGAGGGAGGACGGCUCCACGAACUUCUUCAGAGGCUGGGGGGCCUACAGGGACGGCUUCGGGACGACCACCGGGGAGCACUGGCUGGGUGGGUCCAGCGUCACCUGGACCAAUCAGAGCACAGAGACGCUGACGGACCAAUCGGAGCGUCUCUGUGCUCUGAUUGGCUGUUAUCGAGGAUGUUUGAGUUGGUGUCCAGCGGGUUAGAUCUCAGAUGUGUGGAUUCAGGAAGGCAGCUUCGGCACUAAUCAAGACCAAACAUCACUAGACUUUUGAUUUAUUUUCAGUUUAUUUUUCUUAACCAACUUUCAAACAACUAAAUGUGGGCGAUUCUUUUCUUGCGGCAACAUUUCAUGUCCCCAUGUUUUGCUUACAAUUAUUUUUUUGUAGAAUGUGCCAAAUAUUUACAACAAAGUAUUUUAAUUAUACAUUUAGAUGUUUGCCAUUAUUCAAAUAUAAAUGAAAUGCCUCUUAAAUAUUAUUUUGUUCUUUACACACCUUUUUGGUGACGGACAUGUUCAAUUCCAUGUCCCCAGUGCAGCGUAAUAGACUUCCUCAUGACAUUUAAACUAUUAUAUAUAUAUGUAUAUAUAUUCUUCUUCAAUAAGUUUUUAAAGAAG